Messenger RNA from Vigna angularis (adzuki bean), 1684 nucleotides. RefSeq lists its product as uncharacterized. The transcript is spliced from 2 exons. Bases 71 to 1567 code for a protein of 498 amino acids. Lineage: Eukaryota; Viridiplantae; Streptophyta; Magnoliopsida; Fabales; Fabaceae. The record is from RefSeq and is a predicted model, not a curated record.
UGGAACACGGAAGAAGGGAGAAAAAAGCACCGUCAAAGUGUGGGAAGAGAAAGGUUUUUGUCUUGUAGAAAUGGAUACCGCUUCUUCAAUUAUAUUUCCUUGUGUACGCGUCAAUGCCUGUGCAACCGACACGUUACAAAAUGUCGCACUCAAUGGAUCGGGAAAAUGCUAUAAAUACAACAAAAGAAAGCCUCUCCUCAGUCACCAUCGUUCCAGAAGCUCCUCUUCAGUUUCUCCCAUCCCAAGCUUUCACAACAGGGACUUGUCAGAUUUAGUUGAGGUUUUUUCAUCAUUAGUGUGUGAAGAUAAUAAAGAUAUGGAAAUCUCCCAUGACAUCAAUAUCAAGGAUGACAAGCCAGGUGAUUUAAAUGAACAGAAGGUUAAGGUAGAACUGGAACUGAAAAAUAAACCAAAGAAAGCGAAGAAAGAAAAAGGGGAAGAGGAAGAUGAAGAGGGAGAGAAGAAAGGUAAAGAUUUAAAAGCUAAAGGGAAGGAUGGUGAUGAGAAAAAGGAAAAGGAUAAUAAGAAAAAGGAAAAGGGGAAAGAAGAUGACGAAGGGAAGAUCGAAAAGAAGAAGGAAAAGAAAGACAAGGAUGACAAAACUGAUGCGAAGAAGGAAAAGAAAGAGAAAGAAAAGAAGAAGGAAAAGGAUGACAAAAUUGAUGUAGCAAAUGAUAAGGAUGGAAAAGAUGAUGGGGAGGACGGUGAAAAGAAGGACAAGGAGAAGAAGAAAAAGGAAAAGAAGGACAAAGAAAAAGAAGGAAAUGACGAUGAAGAGAAGAAGAAAAAGAAAGAGAAGGAGAAGAAAAAGGAAAAAAAGGACAAGGAUGAAGAAACAGACACAUCAAAGGAAAAGGGAAAAGAUGAUGAAGGUGAGGAUGAAGAAGAAAAUGAAAAAAAGAAGAAAAAAGAUAAGAAGGAGAAAGACAAGGAUCAUAAAAAGGAAGAGAAGGGAAAAUAUGAUGAAGGUAAGGAUGAAGAAGAAAUUGAGAAAAAGAAGAAAAAGGAUAAGAAGGGAAAAGAUGAUGAAGGUGAGGAUGAAGAAGAAAAUGAGAAAAAAAAGAAAAAGGAUAAGAAGGAGAAAGAUAAGGAUCACAAAAUGGAAGAGAAGGGAAAAGAUGAUGAAGGUGAGGAUGAAGAAGAAAUUGAGAAAAAGAAGAAAAAAGAUAAGAAGGAGAAAAACAAGGAUAACAAAAAGGAAAAAAAGGAGAAAGAUGAUGAAAAGGAGGGUGAAAAAGAGGAUGGCAAGGUUGAAGUUUCUGUAAGGGAUAUUACUAUAGAAGAAAUCAGAGAGGAAGGUGAAAAGGAAGACAAAGAAAAAGACGGUGGGAAGGAAGUGAAAGAGAAGAAGAAAAAAGAAGACAAAGACAAGAAAGAGAAGAAGAACAAACUUACUGGAAAGGACAAAACCAAGGAUCUUAGCUCUCUGAAGCAAAAACUUGAAAAAAUUAACGCAAAAAUAGAACCGCUCCUUCAAAAGAAAGCUGAUAUAGAAAGGCAGAUAAAAGAAGCUGAAGCUGAGGCUCAUGUAGUCAGCGACAAGAACAAGGAAGUACAGGAGCUUUGAAUGACACACUUGUACUAUACUGCAUAAUAUAAAUACUUUGAUUUCUCUUUUAUAGUUGUUUUGUGGAAUAAAGUUGUCCUUCCAUUUGAGUGAGAAAUGAUACACUUGUGUACUGCA